CGCGUAAAACGAUGAAUUUUCCGCUACGAGAAAAAAAAGAAACCGGUAAUAAAAUUGUCAUAAUAGCAUUGGAUCAUCGACUAAUCCAGAUCAUUAACAUGGCGACGCGAUUACUCUCGCAUGUAGAGCCUCGACGAUGAUCGCGCGCGGCUCUACUAUGCAAGAUAAUUUAGUACCACUCGCGAUAAGGAGCGCAACGUACGUGAAGUGUGAUCCCUCGAGCGAAGACUAUAUACACGUGUUCGGAGCUGCCCCAAUGUCGCCGAGAUAAUAGUACGGGUCUUGGGGUAUGUUUGUGCGACAGGAUUGAAAAAUCGGUUCAACGCGAGAAAUGACGGAAGAGGACAGGAGCGCGCUGACCAACGGCGAGUCUACGGUGAAGAUCGUUAAGAAGGUAGCGCAGGAUGACGGUGAAAACGAGACGACGCCGAAGGAAAUCGAUAUCGCUAUUAAGGUCUACAGGAGGAGGUGGUUUAUGCUGUGCUUGUACAUAUUCUACACCGCACUCGUCGCCGCUCAGUGGAUACAGUACUCGAUCAUUGCGAAUAUCAUCCAGAGGUACUACGAUGUCUCGUCGUUCGCAGUGGACUGCACCUCGAUGAUCUUCAUGUUCUACUAUGGGAUCUUCAUCUUCCCCGUGUCUUACUUGUCGGACAGGAUAGGUCUGAGAUGGACGAUCAUAGCAGGAAGUGCUCUGUGCUGUGUUGGAUCCUGGAUCAAGAUCCUGUCGGUGGAUCCGGACAAGUUCUACGUCGCGUUGAUCGGACAGUCCGUGAUCGCCGUUUCGUUGGUAUUUGUGUUACCUCUUCCGGGCAGAGUCGCAGCUGAGUGGUUCGCUGCUGACGAGUUGUCGACGGCGACGUCCCUCGGGAUCUUUGGUCCUCAGCUGGGUGUCUCUGUCUCUUUUCUCCUGCCGCCGGUCGUAGUCAAGAAUCACGAAAAUGUCGCAGACAUCGGUACCGAUCUGGCAUUUAUGUUCUGGUUCGUCGCUGUCGCGGCGACCCUUAAUCUCGCCCUCGUCCUACUGUUCUUCCAGGAUCAGCCAAAGUUGCCGCCCAACAAGACGGUGGCUCUGCAGAAGAUGAAAAAGGGCGAGAAGGCUGAACCGUUUGUGAAACCAAUGAAGCGACUUAUGACGAACCAGAGCUUCCUGAUUCUCUGUAACUCGUAUGGGCUGAAUGUCGGGAUCCUUAACGCGCUUGGUACUUUGCUUAAUCAGCUCUAUCUUAUACACUUCGAAAAUGGAGAAGAAGACGCCGGUAGGAUCGGCCUUUUGAUCAUUCUCACGGGAAUGUUCGGCUCCAUAACGUUUGGGAUCAUACUCGACAAGACGCACAAAUUCAAAGAGACUACGGUGAUCGUAUACUUUUUGACGCUCUGCGGCCAGAUACUUUUCGCUAUCGCCAUAUUUCUGGAAGUCAAAUGGAUGGUCUACGCAUCCUCGGUUUUCCUAGGGUUCUUCAUGUCGGGCUACCUAAUGCUGGGCUACGAAUUAGCUGCCGAGUACACGUAUCCAGAGUCGGAGUUCUACUCGGCUGGUAUCCUCAACAUCACAAACAACGUCUACGGAAUUAUACUGGUGUUAAUUUUGGAAGUGAUGCUCGAGCACUACGGUGAUGUACCUGUCCACGUGAUCUUCUGUGUCGCCUUACUUGUCGGUCUCAUCAUGACUAUCAUGACCAAGGAUGAACAGAGACGGCAAGAAGCGCAAAAGGCUGGGAAUAAGAGUCUUUACCAGAAUGUUCCCGUUGACGAGAAGAAUAUCAAGGAUAUCGGUGUUUGAAGGAUGAUAUUGAAAUUUUAGGUUAAUUACUCAUUUCUAUGAUGAAUUGGUAAUCCAACGAUUGAAUGAUUUUAGUGCAUUUUUCGAACUUCUUACAACUUUCAUGAAAAAAUGGACAGAGAGGUCUGAAGAUCUAUAUAGAACAAUGUAGUUAUUACGAAACUCUAGCAGCAAUAAUAUAGUGUAAACAAGUAUGCGAUUCCAAUCAGUCUACAUAGGACAUCUGAAAGUACAAAACGAUUGUUACCUACAAAUAAAUACACACGACAAUAGUUAUACAUGGACGAACGCGAAAAACAAGCGAAAACGUCGUACAGAUUUUUUUCAACUACGCCAAUUGUUAAAUUAUCGCGAACCGCUCUCGCCAAAGGGAAAAAUACGCGCGUUUCUCCAUUGACGAGGCAAUCUAAUUUCCCGCAGCGGGAAAUUACAUUUUCCACUCACGCACACUCACGUUAGUAACAUCGACGGCUUUACUUCCUGUCCGCGUCGAUGCGCUACGAUCGCCUUUUUUUACUAAAUUGUUAGUUUGUACGAAGUAGGUUGUUAAAUAAAAAAUAAAUUGCGCCCGUUUUGUAGUUCCUCGAGAGGUAAAUCGAAUUGUUUUAAUCCUCAGAAACUUCAAUUAAGUGAGGAAGCUGUCGAGCUAGAUUGGAAUCUUGCUCGAAUUGCAAAUUCACAAAAGAGUCCAAUUGACUCGUUUGCAUAUUAUGUACCCAAUAAAAAAUCGAAACACGUGCAUUUUAAAA
Messenger RNA from Nasonia vitripennis (jewel wasp), 2532 nucleotides. RefSeq names its product feline leukemia virus subgroup C receptor-related protein 2. Gene Ontology annotation, biological process: heme export; transmembrane transport. Bases 332 to 1783 code for a protein of 483 amino acids. The record is from RefSeq and is a predicted model, not a curated record. Gene Ontology annotation, cellular component: membrane. Gene Ontology annotation, molecular function: heme binding; heme transmembrane transporter activity. Lineage: Eukaryota; Metazoa; Arthropoda; Insecta; Hymenoptera; Pteromalidae. The transcript is spliced from 7 exons.